GUCAAGGAGACAAGCCCAGCUGCGACGCUAGGUCAAACUCCGUCCCGAUAGUUACACAUCGACCGGAGUAAUAUCCCAUGGACAGUCCAUUGAGGUGCGGGUCGUGGUGGCGGUUGAGAAGUCACGUACAGAUUCGGCCGCGCGCAUGCCCCUUGUUACCAUCCAUUGUCGCUAUGCCGCUAAUGUAUCCUUGCAUGCGUAGACGGAGGUUCCCUGCGGCGAUGUGUGCCCUAAAGCCUCGACUAACGUUCACUUCUCCUCAUGCAUGUCGCAAGUAGAUGCCGGCGAUGCAUUCCAUUCACUCUCCAUCUGCCGAACAUCUACAGUGGGAAAGCGUAUAUGACUUAUGGAGAUUACUACGACAAUCCACUCACGGGCGUCAGGACAGUUGGGAAGAAUGGGAGGCCGCACUUGCCGCAUCUUUUAUGCUAGAAGCCCCUGAAGACCAGGUGGGCCCGUCCAGCGACUCUCUCGUCGCAUCACCGAUCUCCAGACUCCCCGAAGAGCUCUUCAUGGCGAUCAUGCUCCAAAUAUAUGACGACGGCUCCACGGGUCCCUCCUGGUACAAGAGGUUCUGGCGGUCGCUUAUGCUGGUGUGCAAGACUUGGCGAAGAGCGAUCAUCACGAUGCCCUCGUUAUGGCGUAAUGUCGACAUCUCCCAUGAGCCGCGCCUACUAGUCCUCUCGGUAGCUCGUUCUCGCGGUGCCACUCUGCAUCUCACCAUCCGCUCGGGCGGAACCAUGCUCGUCAUCGCGCCCCUGCUCUCACGGUUGCGCUCUACUAUCAGGAAGCUCAUGCUUCAUUGCGUUCGCAGCUUCGAUCAGUCUCAAUGUGCAUUUGUGCGACAACUUCUGUCGGAGGAAGGUGGCAUGCCAGCCGUGGAGGAGCUAGACCUGCAGUUCAUCCUGGAUGCAAGCGAGAGCCCAUGGGAGCCACCCAAAAUCACCUUUGCCCCCCCAAUCCGACUGGAUCAACGACUCCUCCCGAGAUUACACACAUUGCGCCUGACGGGUGUAGUGUUGAACACGGUGACGUUCAUCGGGCUCGAAUCCAUGAGGCUGCGCCACCUAGAUCUGACCUGGUGCUACGCGGACCAUCCUGACAGCCUCCUCUCCUUUCUGACAAUGCUGACUGCGUUCGAGUCGCUGGAAACUCUCCAAAUCAACUCUCCGGUGUGGGACGAAGCCUGUGCUCCUGAGGACGUGGUCGAAGAGCGUGCGUCUGAAGAUCUCGUGCUCCUCCCAUGCUCGUUGCGUGCCUUCACAAUUACCACGGACGACCACAGGCUCCUCUUGGACUGGAUCCUUCCACACGUCAGUCUCAGCGAAGACGUGCACGCCAAGCUCGACGCUUACAAGACGGACCCAGAGCCUGCUGGAGAAGAAACCCCGUUCACCUUCCGUUCUCUGAUCCCCGCGUCAUGCUCCCUCCCUGCCCUGCGCUCCGUACAAUGCGUCCGCCUCCUCGUGGUCACUCCACCCAGAUGGGCUCCGACGUGGGCCGGGCGCGUCGGCUCCCCGGGGUUAUCAGGCGGCGUGCCUCCCCCGGCCAACUUCAAGCUGCUGCUCUCGUUCUCUGGUAGGCUCGAAUACUGGGUCCAGCACGGGCGCUUCGGCCUCCCGACGCUAGUACGCGAAGUGGCGGAGCUGUUCGGUGCGGCCCCGGUCCACACCCUCGAGCUCGGGGGCGACGUCGGAUCGCUGCGAACCGAUGCUUGGCGCACGGUGCUACGUGCGUUUCCCAGGCUCUCGUCCCUCAUGCUGAGUAGAUGGAGGGAAGAAGCGCUGCUGCACUGGCACCGUGUCCCUGACGACGUGGUCCACCUCAGACUGGGGCUUGUCGCACUCUGCGAGGCGCUGGCCACUGCAAUCGGCGAGCAUGUGCUGGAGGAGGUCGUUCUGCGUGACAAAGACGUCGUCUGUACGCUGUCUCUCAAGGAUGCUGAUGGUCGCUACUGCACACCUACGCUUCGUGGUGUCGCACGCAACAGCGCGUUACUGGACGACACGUAUUAUGGGGAUUUGUAGAUUAGACCUGGCUAAAACGGGCUACACAAUGUAGAGCACGAUCAUCAGAGAACGCUACGCGCUUCAUUACAAGCUGACAUAGUUAUUCGAUGGGUUGCUACCCCGCAUCCUCCGCCUCAGUCGGUCGCUGGAGGCAUGACCCC
Molecule: messenger RNA, 2170 nt
Organism: Dichomitus squalens LYAD-421 SS1
Lineage: Eukaryota; Fungi; Basidiomycota; Agaricomycetes; Polyporales; Polyporaceae
Exons: 2
Coding region: 279-2027 (582 amino acids)
Molecular function (GO): protein binding
Source: RefSeq, a predicted model, not a curated record